AUGAUAAGAAAAUAAUUUAACCCAAAUAGUUGUAAUUAAGGUGGCAAAUAAUAAAUUGAUACUUUAUAAGAAAAGCAUAUACUUGCACUAAUUAAUAGUAGACCUUAAGUUGUAAUUAAACCACCCCAUCCUCAUGUUGAUUCAAAUAAACCAUUCUCCAUCAGUUUUUAUUUUAAUCAUUAUCUACCUUAGAAGAUAAACAAGAUUUUACAGAAAUCAAUGAAACCUAUCGUCGUGUCUAAUCCUUAAAAUCAGGUUAUUCUGAUACUAAAAUGCCAAAGACUUUCAAUAUGAAAGAGUAAUUAAAGAAGAAAAAUAAAGUAUCAUAAUUUAUACAAGAAUAAGUAUAAGAAUUUAUUAACUAAAGAAUCAUUUAAAUAACAUCAAAGCACUAGAAAAUAAUAUUCAAGAAAUAUCUACAAGAACUCAAAAAAAUAUUUAAAGAAUUAAAUCUAAUUCAAAAAUGCACAGCAUAGCCUCAUCUAUUAAAGACAAUUCAAGAAUAAGUAAAAGAGAAUGGGAAGAGAAGUCCUCUCAUCCUUUGGAAUAUGAAUGGAAGUAUAUUUUCUAUUUAAGUUAUUUUGAGCGAAAAAAAGACCUGAUUCAGUUUUUAGUAAAUCAAAAUUAAGUAAAGGGGACACACUUUUAUCUAAUGCUUUUUCUUUUGAUCAAAGUUCAUAUAAAAUAUAAACUUAAUCAAAAAGAAAUUAAUAGGAUGGUCCUUUUGAUCAUGCUGAUAUUCAUAUAAAUGAAGAAAUACAAGAUGAAGAUUUUUUUAUUUAUACUGAUACAUAAAAAAUCCCUAAUGAAAAUAUUAUCUAAUCUCCUCAUUGUGCUAUAGUAGACAAAAAAACUAAAUCUACAACAAAUGUAAUAAUUCCAUUAGUGAGACCAAAUGAAAAGAUGAAUGAUGUUAAACGCAAAAUUUAUUAAACUUUGAUGGAAUAUAAAGUAUGUUUUGAUAUUAUUUCUAUUAUUCUAUUAGUUAUUUUAAAGAGAUUAAGUAUAUUAAAUAGGAUUGGCAUAUAUUAAUAAAAAUUAAUGGCUUGAUGAAAAUGAAAUUCUAUAAGAGUGUAAUAGAAUAUCAAAAUAAUUGUAUGGAGUUGAAUGA
Molecule: messenger RNA, 1111 nt
Organism: Paramecium pentaurelia
Lineage: Eukaryota; Ciliophora; Oligohymenophorea; Peniculida; Parameciidae
Source: the annotation of a GenBank genome assembly